AUGUCGACUGAAGACAGGGUGCGGGUGAUCACAUCGCAGAAGCUUUCUUGCAAGAAACAUGACAGUCCGGGAGGGCGAAGCUUCAUCGAAGCGGCACGAGAAGAGGAUAUUGAUCCAGAUCCAUACGGACUUCGAUUGUGGAAGGGAAACUUUUCACUACUCGCGCGGCGCCUGAUGGAUAAAGUCGGUCACAGAGCAGUUUGGCUGCAGCCUUUCGACACCAUGCUUUCAAGCCAAGAGACCCGUCAGCGAUUGCUGCAUGAAGUGGGCAGCAGAGCACGGGUGGAGAUGCCGAUGCCACAUGAGAACCGAGGUCCGAUUGCUCGCCGUGUAGAUCCCUGCAACCUGCGACCCGAGGAGCUCGAGGCAUUGGACGUUCUCGAGACCUCAUACGCACAGGAGUACGUCCGAUUGCGUCGUCUGCUCCGAUCGAUGGGCCAGGAGAUACCCGCAGCCAUCGCCGCAGACCGUUCUCCAUCCUACUGCGAUCGAUUCAGAGUGGACAGCGAUGACAUGCAAAGUGGAAACGCGUAA
Molecule: messenger RNA, 534 nt
Organism: Symbiodinium sp. CCMP2592
Lineage: Eukaryota; Dinophyceae; Suessiales; Symbiodiniaceae
Source: the annotation of a GenBank genome assembly